UUCGUACACUAUUCUCGUGCCGCCGUUCUUGUUUAACUUGUUCGUUUGUGUCCGUUCUUUUUGUGAUCUACACGAAUAAAAUCUGUUCAAAAAGCUCAAUCUUCAUCGUAUUCAUUUUGCAGAUUGAUAUCGUCGUCGUUGUCCCACGAACUACCGUGAGUAUUUGCAGCAUUCGGUUGCCGCCGACGCCAACUACUUAUACAGGGCGCGCGCCGGGUACACGACACACGUUGAGAAUCGCUUAAUACGGAAAAAUGUCUUACAAUCGUCGAAGUGGUGGUGGUGGUAAUUAUGGCGUUGGAAAUAACGGCAACUAUGGAAGUUCUUAUGGACAAAAUCCUAGCAAUAAUUUUAGCGGCUCUGGCAAUUAUGGAAGUGGAGGAGUUGGUGGUGGAGGCGGCGGCAGUGGAAAUUUCAAUGGAGGUGGCACUGGUCGUUUCAAUAACUUCAAUAAUUAUGGUAGAAGCCCCAAGAUGAGUCCUUGGGAGUCUGGUGUUUCUCCAGGAGGUGGAAUGAUGCCAAAUGUUCAUCCAAAUCAAAUGGCUCUAGCUAGUGAUUUAUUAUCUAAGCUAUUAGCACCUAAUCAGGGUGGAUAUGGAAGUAACCAAAAUUGGGGUCCAAACCCUGGAAUGGUGAGAAGACAGGAAUCAUUUAAGAACCAAAACCGGCGCAGGCCUGAUAAUCGCAAUCGUAGACCUCCUCCAAAAAAGGACGAUAAGAAAAAGGAUUCUAAACCUGAAGCGGAUAAAAAUGAUAAGAGUUCUACUAAUGAAACAAAUGGUGUCAAGAAAGAAACAACAGACCAAGAACAUGUGGAUUAUGAUGGUAUUCCAACAGCUGUAUUAUUUUGUCAUGUUUGUCAAAAACAUAUGUGGGACGGAGCUUCUUUUGAGAAACACGUACGCGGUCGUCCUCAUGAAUUGAUGAUGACAUACUUGGAUGAAGGGUACAAAAUGCAAGUAGAGUUAAUGCGCCACCAGAUAAAAGCAGCUGAAAAUCAAAGAGAAAUUGAUUUAGAGCGUAUGCAAGCUCAAAAUAAGGGAAAAGCAAAACCAUUGUUCCGUAAUUACUGUCCUAUGUGCAAUAUUAAUUUCUAUGGGCCUUUGACUGGACAUCGUAAAAGUGAUCGUCAUCGCAAAUUGAAACAAUUUCUUCAUCCAGAAUGCAAAAUGUGUGAUACGUUAUUCCAUACUCGUUUAGAAUGGGAUGAUCACAAAUUAUCUUCUGAUCAUUUACGUAAAGUUGGUGAACAACGCCGUCAAUUUAAUCCGGACCUUAAAGACGAUGAAUUUGAAUUGCUUGAUGUGAUUGUGAUUGAAGACGAUAUACCUUCAGAAGAAAUACCUGUUGCAUCAAAAUUAGAUAUGCUUGAUGAUCAAGAUAUGAAAGAUGACGAUGAUGAUGAUGAUGAAGAAGAACAAGAGGAAAUUACAAAGGAAUCUGAUGACAAUAAAGAUAAUGAGGUAGUUGCUUGUACCAAUGUUGAUAAGGAAAAAGAAGAAAAUGAUAUUCCCAAAGAAGAGAACGAUACUUCCAACACAGAGAAUGAUACUUCCAUGAUAGAGAUUGAUAAUUCCAAAGAAGAAAAUGAUAUUAAUAAGGAACAGAAUGAUAAUGCUAAAGAAGAUGCAGUAGUUAUUAAAAAGGAAAAAGAUGAAAAAUAUAAUCCUGCUAAUGUUGUUGGUCGUGAACUUGUAGUUAAGACGGGAGGAUAUGUAUGUCGUAUUUGUUCAAUGUUUAUGAAGAAUGAUGAAGAAGCAGAUUUACAUUGUCAAACUGCUUCACAUUAUAUUAACUUCACUACUAUCACAAAGUUACAUGCUAAAAUCAAUAACCGAAAGCGCAAAAUGAAAGAUGAUAAGAAAGAUGAUGAUGACAAUGAUGUAAACACAGAAGAAACUGAAACCGAAUCACCUGAGAAAAAAGCUCGUUUGGAUGAAACUGAAGAAGAUAAACCCGUAGUUGAGCAAAAUGGCAUAGUUGAGCCAGAAUCUGAACCUAUGGAUGAUGAAAAUAUGCAAGAGAUUAAAUCUAAUGAAAUUUGUAAUGAUGAGUCGAAAGCAAUCAAUUCUGAAGAUUCAGUAGUUCCAGAUCCAGUUCCUGUAAUUGCAGAUACUGUAGUUGCAGAUACUGUUGUUGAAACAAAAGAAGUUGUUGCUGAACCAGAAUCUGAACCAGUAAAAGAAUCUCCAGCUCCGGCUAUCAAAACUACUCCAACACGUGGUAGAGGUGGAGGUCGUGGUCGAGGAGUAGCAAGAAGGGGUCGAUCGAGUCGCUAAAGUCACAUUUAAAUAAAUAAUAAUAAAAAAAAAAAAUAAAUGGAGGAUAUACAACUUUAGAAUAAGUAAUUGAGUACCCAAUAAUUUGUAAUUUUUAAUGUUUUUUGUUUUUAAAUACUCUUCAUUAAUGUGUAUUCAAAAUAUCAUUUGACUUUAAAUAAAAAAUAAUCAUUUAAAUUAUAAACAGUAUACUUAAAUAUUUUGAAUCGUGUUCAGUAUAGUAUAUCUCUUGCAAUUGCAUUUUUAUUUAAAAUAUUUGUGACUUUUUUAAUCAUGGAGUGAAAUUCAUAUUUAUCUUAUGUGUAUAAUUUGGUUUUAGAAAUUAUAUAUUUCUAGUUUUUUUUUAGAAUUUUUUUUUUGUGAUAACAUUUUAUUUUACAAAGAAAAAGUUAACUAAAAAAACUUUAAUUUCUUUAUGACAUUUUUUAUUUGUUAAAAUUUAAAAAUAGUUUAAAAAAAAUAGCUGAAUUAGUGUAAUCACUUAUGUAAUAAAUUAUAUGCAUAAAUUGAAUAUUUCAAUGGUAUUUUGCUAAGUAAAAUUGGUUUUUAAAACAUAAUAUAGUUAAUAAUUAAAUUUAAUAUUAUAUAAUCUAAUUUUUAGUUUUAGUUAAAAAUUUAGGAACCUUCAAAAUAAUUGAAUAUAUCUCUUAUGUUUGUAUAACUUGCAUUAAAAAAGAAAAACUGUAGAUCAUACAACAUAAUGUAAUUUAUAUAACUUUAUUUUUUAUGUUCCAACAAAUUAAUCAUAACACAUCAGGUGCAUGUAUUCAACAUCAUUUAUGUUAAACAAGUGUACUUAACAUGUUAGCGUAAUCCAUAAAUAAUUGUAUAUGAAAUUUGUAUUUUUAACCUAAUAUUAUCAUACUCUUAACUACAUUCGUAUAUUUCUCGCUACAAUAUUUGCCAAUUUUAUUGUUUUUAAGCGAAUUGUACUUUUAUACUGCAUAUAUAUAUUUAUAUACAAUUAAUAAUAAAUUAUAUCUAAUACCUCA
Molecule: messenger RNA, 3271 nt
Organism: Rhopalosiphum padi (bird cherry-oat aphid)
Lineage: Eukaryota; Metazoa; Arthropoda; Insecta; Hemiptera; Aphididae
Product: zinc finger protein on ecdysone puffs-like
Exons: 9
Coding region: 255-2279 (674 amino acids)
Cellular component (GO): nucleus
Molecular function (GO): nucleic acid binding; zinc ion binding
Source: RefSeq, a predicted model, not a curated record